GGUGGAUUGAGGCAAACCCUUCCCUGCCCUCUGCACCCCAUGCAACUCCUGUUCUGACUGUCUUCACGGACCCAGAUUGGGCCCACAGGAUACCCUUGGGAAGUUCUUUGGACACUUUCCUUUUCCUGGUCUCGUCAAACCCCCGUCUGGAAUUAAACAUGAAGCUGCUUCGGGGACCCAAGACGUGAACUGUCGCAGCACCAGCUCCUCGGGGACCUCGAAGCGAGAGAGGGAACAGUGUUGGGGGGCGCUGCACGCUCCUGCCCCUCCAACCAGACAAGACGGGCUCUUGUCAGCAACCUACCAUACUUCCCAAGGGUGAUUUGAAGCUCCUGGCUCCGUGGCCUUCUCGGGCAGCAUCACGACGCCAGCUCAAAAACAGCUUGGGAGAGUUCUCGAAGCAUAACCGGCUUUGCAUGCGGAAGAUCCCAGAUUCAGCCCGGCCAGCCAAUGAUGCCCAGGACCACGAUUCCAUAUUUUGAGGAGAUUUUCCAUGGGCACGAUUAGGCUUCUACAAACUCAGUGAUGGUGCCCGUGGGGGGAGAUGCCAAGAUGCCCAGCUUCCUGGGAUGCGAGUGAUGAAGAGAGCCUGCCGACCACGUAGCGCUUCGAUCCUGAGGUUUCCACCCAGCUGCGGAACGGCUCACUGAACGACGCACGGGGGAAGGCCCGGAACACGAUGAACAAACUGAACUUCCACAAUAACAGAAUCAUGCAAGACCGCCGUAGCAUCUGUAUUUUCCUCCCCAACGACGACUCCCUCAAUAUCAUCAUCAAUGUUAAAAUUCUGUGCCACGAAUUGCUCGUUCAGGUGUGCGACCUGCUCCGACUGAAAGACUGCCACCUUUUUGGACUCAGCGUCAUACAGAACAACGAGCACGUGUACAUGGAGCUGUCGCAGAAGCUCUACAAAUACUGUCCGAAAGAAUGGAAGAAGGAAGCGAGCAAGGGCAUUGACCAGUUUGGGCCCCCGAUGAUCAUCCACUUCUGCGUGCAAUAUUAUGUGGAAAACGGCAGGCUGAUCAGCGACAGAACGGCCCGCUACUAUUAUUACUGGCACCUAAGGAAGCAGGUCCUGCGUUCCCAGUGCGUGCUGCGCGAGGAGGCCUACUUCCUGUUGGCGGCUUUCGCACUGCAGGCCGACCUGGGCAACUUCAAAAGGAACAAGCAUUUCGGGAAAUAUUUCGAGCCGGAAUCGUACUUCCCUGCUUGGGUGGUUGCGAAGCGAGGCAAGGAGUAUAUCCUGAAGCACAUUCCCAUUAUGCACAAGGACCAGUGCGCGCUGAGCGCCUCCGAAGCCCACCUGAAGUACAUCAAAGAGGCCGUGCGGCUGGACGACGUGGCCGUGCAUUACUAUAGACUGUACAAGGACAAGAAAGAAAUUGAGGCCUCUUUGACCCUUGGGCUAACCACACGAGGAAUACAGAUAUUUCAGAACGCAAACAGUGAAAAGCAACUGCUUUUCGACUUCCCUUGGACGAACGUCGGCAAGCUCGUCUUUGUGGGCAAGAGGUUUGAGAUCCUUCCCGACGGCUUGCCCUCAGCCCGCAAGCUCACCUAUUACACAGGCUGCCCGACGCGUUCUCGUCACCUCCUGCAGCUUCUCAGCAACAGCCACCGCCUCUACAUGAACCUGCAGCCCAUCCUGCGGCAGAUCCGGAAGCUGGAGGAGAACGAAGAGAAGAAGCAGUAUCGGGAGUCCUACAUCAGUGAUGCCCUGGACCUCGAUAUGGACCAGCUGGAGAAGCGGUCCCGAGCCAGCGGGAGCAGCUCCGGCAGCGUGAAACACAAGCGCCUCUCCCGCCACUCCAGCGCCAGCCACUCCAGCUCCCACACAUCGGGGAUCGAGGCCGACCCCAAGCUCCGGGACCGCGGGGCAGAGGACGACUUCCUGCCAGCCGCCAUCCACCGCAGGCUGAGGACCUGCAGCUCCAUGGCCAGCCACGGCAGCUCCCACACGUCCGGCGUGGAGAGCGGGGAGAAGGAGCGACUAGAGGAAGACUUGCAAGAUGACGAAAUCGAAAUGUUGGUUGAUGACCCCCGGGACCUCGAACCAGCAAGUGAAACCUCUCUGGACGACGUUAGCCCCGACGUCUGCAUUUACAUUACGGAGGAUAUGCUGCUGGCCAGAAAGUUUAACGGGCACUCAGGACUGAUCGUGAAAGAAGUCAGCUCUUCGACUUCCAGCUCAUCGGAGACAGUUGUGAAGCUUCGUGGCCAAAGCAUCGAUUCGUUGCCACAGACGGUCUGCCGAAAGCCAAAGACUUCCACCGACCGGCACAGCUUGAGCCUGGACGACAUCCGGCUGUACCAAAAGGACUUCCUGCGUCUGGCGACUCUCUGCCAGGAGACGGCCCAGAGCUACACGUUCGGCUGCGGCCACGGACUGGCGGAAGAAGGCCUCUACUGCAACGGCUGCCUGGCUCGGCAGUGCGUCAACAUCCAAGAUGCCUUCCCAGUCAAAAGAACCAGCAAGUACUUCUCUCUGGACCUUGCCCACGAAGAAGUGCCCGAGUUUGUCGUCUGACGCCAUCCCUUCCAAAGAGCCGCUUCGGAGCCGGUGGUGGUUUCCUCAGGCCCUUUAUCUUUGGUGCCAUGGAGGGGUUUCUCCCCCCUCCCACGUCUUUUUCUCUUGGAUACUUAAAUGUCAAGUUCUUGUCUGUUGUGGCGCUCUCAUGGACACCCUGUGCCACUCUUUGUGCCACGUGGCAGAAUUUUACCCAAGUUUAAACAGGUUGGAUUCGGAAGGGAGGGUCUCUUCCUUUGAACGUGGCUCGCACAGAACGUUUGCCGUUCCCUUGUUUUCAACAAAAAAAAAAGGUGCGCAGCGCGACCAACGCUUUACGUUUUCGCUUUACGCCUCAUCGAAGCCCUCGAUGCUUCCCGCGCUUCGGAUGUUCUCGCGCCUGGCCUCGCCGCGCAAGUUUUUUUUGUUUUUGUGCUUUGAUUUCUGCCGGCGGGGUGCAGAGGGUACAAAUAACAAUGUCCCGAUUAUUUUUGAAGGGCUCCCUCUUCUGUAUUGUGUCAAGCCAAAGAAACUGCCGACGUCCCAAAUGGACAAAGUCACGAAAGAGCGAGGGAUAACUGAAUGAAAGGGUGCGUUACGGCGGUUGGGGACAACCGAAGAUUAUGCUAUGAUCAGUUCACCUCGCCUUUUCUGUUCUGCCAAAAAACAUGCGAUACUUGGGCUUUGCUCCAAGUAAAACCCUUUUGUCAGAUUGUUUUGUGUAAAGUUUACAGGAAAAUUUGUGUUGCAAAGAAAAAGAGAGAGAGAGAGAGAGAGAGAGAGAGAGGGAUUUGCAAAGCUUCAGGAAGCUUCUUGUAAAAAGAAACAAAAGAACAAAUGAUCUUUAAAGAUGUAGCAAUAAGAUUUGCUGACCAAAGUACCUUAAGUUACAGAGAACGAGAGACAGAGAUUAUAUUAAAAAAAAUACAUAUAGAAGUUUAUAGAGAGAAGUAUAUGUUUUAUGUAUGGUUGGAACGUAUAGACCUGCCCCCCUUUAUGCUUAAUUUUGCCUUUUCUGUUUUUAAUACUUUUUAAGAAGAGUUAAUUCUGCCUUUCCUUCGUGAUGUGUAUAUAGACAAUCGUAUAAGCACUAACCUUAUGCAAGAUGCAAGAAAGUCUCUCUUUUGCCGUUGAGUAGGGGAAGCGCUCGUAAGGUGUAAGUUUCCCACCAGUCUUGCAAUCUGACGUCUUGGUUUCUUUCUUUCUCAACGGGGGCUUCCGCAGAUCUGGAUCUGUUUCUCUUGAGAAGUUCUCUUGCGAGCCGACGGAAACGGGGAGUCGUUUGGUUUUUCCAGGCCACGGCCGCGAUCCUCUUUCUCAGUUGCAAUCUGGCGAAGUUCUCUUUAGCUACUGUUCUGGGACAGUUUUAAGAGGGUCUUCCCAUGGGAAUCUUUGCUUGGGCAGGCUGAGCUACAGUUUUCAGUUCAUGCCACCCCCUCUAAUUCAAGAGCUCAGAGUUGCUGGGGGUGGGUGGGUGGGUGGAAUAGGAAUGGGUACAAUCACCCACCCUGAGCAGUCUGUCCUAUGGGGGAGCAGUUGCCUCACAGUUUUCAUCAUUGUUCCUAUGCAGUGGGAGACAGACGGCACGUCAGAGCUCCAAGGGGCGUUUAUGGUCGCACUUAGUGGGGAAAAGUAGCUUGUCGGAUUUGCCAUCUCCUAGCAACUGUGGGGCACUGUAUGGCCAGAUUCUUUCCUCCCAAUUGCCCUCUUCCUUUCCAGGACAAACAGCAUGCCAGUUUGGGGUUUUCAGUCUCAGGGUACCGGGCGUGCCCAAAGGGCUGCGGACGCCGACCCUCCCCUCCCCGCAAGCUGGGCUUUAGGGCACCCUUGCUCAUGGUAUAUAUGUUUUAAAAAACAUAACGCACGUAAAAUAUUUUACAUAGCCUUAUCGUACUGCGUGCAUGCGCCAAUGGUAUGCCUAUUUGUAUCACAAAGGUAUUUAUUUAUAGGGUGUGGGCCGGCAAGGCGAAAAAACGCACGUCCCUAUUGGAGCGUUCCCAUUUGCGGGGCAUUUCGUUGAAAAUUGGGCUGCUGUCCAGCACGGUUUCCACGAGCGCGAGUCUCCAACGGGCGGGGCUCUUUUGCUUUGCUAGCUUCUCCCUCUCAACUGGGCCUGAUCCAGGUACGUCCUGCAGAACGCUGCUUUGCGGAUGUAAGAGCACAAGCAUCUGGCUGCUGUAGUAUUGCUUAGAGCAACCUACCGCCUUACGCAUCCAGCCGGCCUCCUCGAUGUCCGACUUCCUGGGCCGAAUGCAAGAUUACGCAGGGGGGAUUCUGUCGUGGAGGCAUCCCUCCCCUCACCGGGACUUGAGGGAGGCUACUCUCGAGUUUCCCACUCGGAGGAUAGCAGCCGCGUUUGGUUUAAAAGGGUCGGGAUCACCUCCUCGAAGAAAUCUCUACAGUAGCAUGACAGCCAAUUUGUGGACUGGAAAGCAUUUAUGAAAAAAAAACCCCAAGAUUCACAGCACAAUGCCUUUAAAAAAAACAAAAAACAGGAAAACUAUUUUUGAGGUGUUUUGUACUUACAGCCAUAACGUUGCCAUAUUUUGAUAACGCCUGCUUUUCUAACUGGAGACUUUCUUAAAAUAUAUAUAUAUAUUAUUAUUUUAUAAAGCCGAAAGCAGAAAGGGUAUUUUUAUACAGAGGCCUGAGCUUUUUCAUGCUUCCUUUAUUUUCUCGUGGUGGUGAAAGGGGCCGAUCCGUGGGGCCGCGUGGCCGAGAAUCGCUGUCUCGCGAAGGAGAGUUGUCGUUUUUAAACCUGCAGCUUGAUUCGGAUAGAAGAAUAUGUUGUGUUUCCGCAGCGCGUGGCACCUCCACGAACCACCCUGGCAGGCCGUUGCCAUUCGGCAUCCUUUUAUGGACGGAGUGCAUUUCUGAAAUUCUUUGUCACCCAGGGGUGUGUUUACGGGUUGAAGAGCUGCUUUCUGUUUGUAAGGGGCAUUUGGUGCAUUUGGUGCACCCUGUGGGUCCCGAGGGUGCCAAAAGCAACCCUGUAUUGAUCACCCGCAGGUAAUCAAUGCUAGGUGUGUGUUAUAAGGAUGUCAAAGAAGCAUGCUCUUUGUCUUACAGAUCUUACGCAGGCGGGCGGUGUGUAAAUUAAGCCUUUUGCUUUCCUUGAAGUAUUCUCCUUUUUUUAAUUUCUUGGAACUCGUCAAGCAGGUCCGGGGCACCUCAGACUUUCUCUUGCGGCACCGGCCCACCUUCCGCCACCGAGCAUUGCCGCGGCACACUCCCAACUUUUAAAUCCUUUCUGUGAAAGGCUCUUCCCGUCAAGGCGGUGUUGGUUGCGCCAGAGAGAUCGAGCGGGUGCCGUAAAGUCCGGUUUUGUGUUGUUACUCUGAAAGUUUGUGGCGUGCCUUUCGUGGUACAGUUCAAAGAAAUUUACAAUAAAAGUCACAGUUUACAUCA
Messenger RNA from Sphaerodactylus townsendi, 5914 nucleotides. RefSeq names its product FERM domain containing 6 (gene FRMD6). Bases 680 to 2527 code for a protein of 615 amino acids. NCBI's taxonomy places the organism in Eukaryota, Metazoa, Chordata, Lepidosauria, Squamata, Sphaerodactylidae. Gene Ontology annotation, cellular component: cytoplasmic side of apical plasma membrane; cytoskeleton. Gene Ontology annotation, biological process: positive regulation of hippo signaling. The transcript has 15 exons. The record is from RefSeq and is a predicted model, not a curated record.